Molecule: messenger RNA, 1256 nt
Organism: Eruca vesicaria subsp. sativa (arugula)
Lineage: Eukaryota; Viridiplantae; Streptophyta; Magnoliopsida; Brassicales; Brassicaceae
Source: the annotation of a GenBank genome assembly
AGUACUAAUAUAGUUCUACUGUUGACAGGAAAGUGAGGAGGACGUUUUGGCGUUUGCUUUAAAAGGAAGCUAAAGAGGGCACCGUUGUUCGAAUCCCGACGGCGUCUGGGUAGGAAAGCGAAGCUCCGUAACGGUGCCGUUACCUGCUUCCCCGUGAACGGAACAGUGAGAGAGAGUGACCCCACUCAAAACGGCAACACAACCGCCAGCCAAGGAAACGAAUUAAAUCUCAGCCGUUGAAAUAAUCAACGGCUCCUGACCAUUUCUUUCAUCUUCUUCCCCCACAUAAACCCUUUCCCCUGUUUUUUUAAUUUAACCAGAAAAACCUCUUAAAACUUUUACAAGUGUCCACAGAGAAGAAUGAAGGAGAUGAGCGAGAGAGAUUCUAAAGAGACCAGUUUCGAAGGAUCAAGCAUCAAGAGGAUGAGACUCCAUGAUGAUGAUGAUGAUUCUGAGGUCUUACGCUCACUGGAGAGAACGGUUUCCUCUUCUUCUUCUUCUUCUCUGGCUUACUCUGCUGCUUCAGAUUCAGGAGAAGAAGAGGAUCAUCGGAGCUCAAGCGUCACCUCAGGCUGUUCUAGCAGCGAAACUAACGAUACUCAUACUCGUCUGCCCUUUUUAGAUCUCGAGCAAAUCUCCGAAACCGAAACCUCGACGUUAAUGAUCAGAACACAAAGAAGCGAGAUUCUGGGAGAAACAGCUGAAAUGGACUCGGCCACGACGACGGUGAAGACAGAGAAGAAAGAUCGGAAAAAGCAAGAGAAGAAGGAAAAAGCACCGACGCAGGCUGAGCUUGAGGACUUCUUCUCGGCGGCGGAGAGAUGCCAACAGAAACGAUUCACGGACAAGUACAACUACGAUAUCGUUAAUGAUACGCCGCUUGAAGGUCGUUACGAGUGGGUUACUCUCAAGCCAUAAAAAGCUGAAUAAGAAGAAGAAGAAAGAAGUGGUCUCAUGCUAAAGUUACACGACGUACUAGUACUACUCUGUGAGUUUUGUCACAGACACAAGAGAAUCUCAUAGCUUAGGAUCCUUUUUCAUUUCGUUAUUGUACAGUCCUCUCCUCUCUUAGCUUCAUUUUAGUUUCCUUAUUGUUCUUCUUCUUAUUGUUCUUCGUACCAUGAGAACCAAACAAAAGGACGCAGCUUUCUUUUCCAACUGACGGAAAUUUUUUUUUUUUUUAAGUCUAGUUUAACUAUCAAAAUUAUAACUGUUUGAAUUUGUUUCAAAACUUGAAUUUGAAUGUCGAGUUUAAU